AUGUCCGCGCGCGGGAGCGGGUUCUGCGCGCGCUGCGGCGCGCGAUUGCGCCUGUCGACGCAGUCCGAUGUCGUGACGUGCGGUGGGUGCGGGAAGACGCACGCGCUGGAGGAAGCGUUCGGAGCGGGCGAACGGGAGCUCUCGUGUGGGGCGAAGGAGUUUAAGUUCCAUCACGGCGUCGAGGCGCGAUACCCGAACGGGACCAAGGUGGGUGCGGGCGAGGAGGUCACGCGCGAACGGGCGACGGUGGACGAGAAGUGUCCGAAGUGUAAGCACAAGGGGCUGAAUUUCUACACGAUGCAGUUGCGGAGCGCGGACGAGGGGCAGACGGUGUUCUACGAGUGUCCAAAGUGUAACCACACGUUUUCGCAAAACAACUAG
Messenger RNA from Ostreococcus tauri, 381 nucleotides. Its product is annotated as DNA-directed RNA polymerase, subunit C11/M/9. NCBI's taxonomy places the organism in Eukaryota, Viridiplantae, Chlorophyta, Mamiellophyceae, Mamiellales, Bathycoccaceae. Gene Ontology annotation, cellular component: RNA polymerase I complex. Gene Ontology annotation, molecular function: nucleic acid binding; zinc ion binding; DNA-directed RNA polymerase activity. Gene Ontology annotation, biological process: DNA-templated transcription; termination of RNA polymerase I transcription. The transcript has 2 exons. The record is from RefSeq and is a predicted model, not a curated record. Bases 1 to 381 code for a protein of 126 amino acids.